AUGAAGUUCUCUACCCCCAUCGUCCUCCUUGCCGCUGGCGUCCUUGCGACCCCUACGCCUGAGCUCUGCGCGCGUGAACUCAGCCAGGUCGACACCAUCAUGACCACUGUCCUCAACGGCAUCCAGAGCCUUGAUGGCUCCAUCUGCGCCUACGGGGGUGGCGACGGCAAGGACCUCGAGGAUGCUUCAUCCACCAUGCUCACCACGAUCCGCAAUGCCACUUACAACGCGGUUGCCAUGUUGCCUCUGACCAUGGACGAGGCCAUCGCCUUCCAGCCGCUGUCCGACAAACUCAACGCGGCUGGUGACAAGCUCCUCGUUGACCUCAGCGCCAAGGUCCCUCUGUUUGCUCAGGCUCGUAUCUGCGACAGCACUCUCUCCUGGGUUGCUCUGAUUGGCGGAAAUGUCCACACCCUGAUGACCUCCAUCUCUACCAAGUUCCCUGCCGGCGGCAAGGGUGGCGAUGAGAUCACUCACUUCGACGGUGUCUUCCAGGAGAUGCAGGACAAGCUCAACACCUGCACCACCGGCGGCAAGAACUCCACUUACGGCUCCCCCGGAUAUUCCGGAUCUUCAGGAGGCUCCUCCGGCGCUGGCAACGACAACAAGGGCGUCGGCUCGGCCACCGUCGCCAUUCCUGCUGCCACUGCCACCGCUUCCUUCCCUCCUAACACCAACGGCACCAGAGGUGCUUCUCCUACCGCCACCACUGUCGUCACUGCCGGCGCUGCCAUGAUGACCUUCUCCGGUGCCGGCUUCGCUGCUGUCAUCUUCGCUCUCGUCCUCUAA
Molecule: messenger RNA, 789 nt
Organism: Colletotrichum orchidophilum
Lineage: Eukaryota; Fungi; Ascomycota; Sordariomycetes; Glomerellales; Glomerellaceae
Exons: 2
Coding region: 1-789 (262 amino acids)
Cellular component (GO): extracellular region
Source: RefSeq, a predicted model, not a curated record